AAGUAGCUUGCUAUAUGAUUGGAAUAGAUAGAUCAUACAUAAGUAUUGUAUUUGAGCUGUGGCGCUGUCUUCGAUCCAGCAUCAUUAGAAUUAACUUUGGCUGGCAUAGGGUUACUGACGUUGAAAUACGGCCAACUGUUACGAAAACAGCGCUAAUGCUAAUAAGCUAGCUAACAGCUUAGCUAGGUAAAAGUGUUAAAAUGCUAAGAAGACCUAAAAUAAGCCUGGUUUAGAACCUAAAGUAACGUUAUACCGGUUGUGAAGCUAACGGUUGGGCUUCUUUUGUUAUUUUCACCGGGUUUUCACUCUCGGACCAUGGCUAUGAGGAGCGAGGUCAGGGCGGAGACUGAGGUAGAGGAGGAAGAAAGCUUUGGGCCCCAGCCUCUGAGCAGACUGGAGCAAUGUGGAAUCAGUGCCAGUGACAUCAAGAAGCUGGGAGACGCAGGUUUCCACACCAUCGAGGCUGUGGCCUACGCACCCAAAAAGGAGCUGCUCAACAUCAAAGGCAUCAGUGAGGCCAAAGCUGACAAAAUCCUAGCUGAAGCUGCCAAACUUGUGCCCAUGGGUUUCACCACAGCUACUGAGUUCCACCAGAGGAGAGCAGAGAUCAUCCAGAUCUCUACAGGCUCCAAGGAGCUCGACAAACUCCUGCAGGGUGGGAUCGAGACAGGCUCCAUCACAGAGUUGUUUGGAGAGUUUCGGACAGGGAAGACCCAGCUGUGCCACACGCUCGCUGUCACCUGCCAGCUGCCCAUUGAUCAGGGCGGGGGAGAAGGUAAAGCCAUGUACAUCGACACAGAGGGCACCUUCAGACCAGAGAGACUGCUCGCUGUAGCUGAGAGGUAUGGGCUGGUAGGCAGCGACGUUCUGGACAACGUGGCCUACGCCCGAGCCUUCAACACAGACCAUCAGACCCAGCUGCUGUACCAAGCCUCAGCCAUGAUGGCUGAGUCCAGGUACGCUCUGCUGAUAGUGGACAGUUCCACGGCUCUGUACAGGACCGACUACUCGGGCCGAGGGGAGCUGUCGGCCCGGCAGGGCCACCUGGGACGCUUCCUCCGCAUGCUGCUCCGGCUGGCAGACGAGUUUGGCGUUGCCGUGGUGAUAUCCAACCAGGUGGUAGCCCAGGUGGAUGGGGCAGCCAUGUUUUCCGCAGAUCCCAAAAAACCAAUCGGAGGCAACAUUAUGGCUCAUGCCUCCACCACACGUCUGUACCUGAGGAAAGGCCGAGGAGAGACGAGGAUCUGUAAAAUCUACGACUCGCCCUGCCUGCCCGAGGCUGAAGCCAUGUUUGCCAUUAACCCCGACGGAGUGGGUGAUGCCAAGGACUGAGCUGGCGGACAGGCAGGAAGCAGCUGGGGGGGGAGGAGUUAAAGGUUGCUGUCACACCUGCUGACUCCUUGGACUAAAUUACCGCGUGUGUGAGCCCCACCCAUACUACCGCCUUCAAACGGAGUCUUCGUCGAAGGGUAUGUGAUUUGGUUUGAUGCCGAUUGAGCCCGAGUCCAUAAGAUGAUCCAGGCUGCAGAUCUGGCCCUCUGGAGCUCAGCGGGUGCAACCGCGAAGAUGGAAUGUUUUCUUUCAUAACUGAAGCCCAUUUCGCCCAACAAAGCAAGAAAACACGUUUUCCUACAAUUAUGACAUGGUAUCUCAUAAUUACAGGAUCUGUUAUGCUAUGUGUGAGAUGCUACUUUAUAAUUCCAAGAUUGGCAUUUCAUCAUUAUGAGUUAGUAUGUCCAUAAUUACACAAAAACCUCUCAUGAGGUCUUUUUUUGUGUAAGAACAAGAUCCACUAUCUCAUAAUUACAAAAAUGUAUAGUCUAAUAUGAACAAAGUCUCGAUUACUUCAUCAUUAGAUGUUUUUUUUUGGAUAAUUAGUAAAGAUUUGAUAAUUAAGAGAUCCUAUGUCCUAAUUCGCAGAAAAAAAAAAAUCUUUGUUGAAUGCAGUGCACCUCUGCAGUUUCAUGUAUGGAGUGCGUCAAAUAAUUUUGUAAACUAUUUUAAAUAGUUUGAUCUUUUUUUCUGUUAACUUCUGUCUGCGUUUCUGUUGAGUGGUGUCCUCUGACAGGGCCGUGUUUUCCGAGGAAUGCUGUUGAAACAUUAUUUUGCAAUGAAAGCAUUUCUACAAAGCUAUACUGUGUGUAAUAUCUCCGAUGUCCCCUCUUUCCAGCCACACCACUACCGCUGUGUCCCUUUUUUCUGUUUGUCUUUACCGAAACAUGUUGUAUAUAAGCUUCAAGGCUAAAUUAAAUUUGUUUUACCAUUAUGUCAA
Molecule: messenger RNA, 2272 nt
Organism: Perca flavescens (yellow perch)
Lineage: Eukaryota; Metazoa; Chordata; Actinopteri; Perciformes; Percidae
Gene: rad51
Product: RAD51 recombinase
Exons: 10
Coding region: 316-1332 (338 amino acids)
Biological process (GO): reciprocal meiotic recombination; double-strand break repair via homologous recombination; mitotic recombination-dependent replication fork processing
Cellular component (GO): condensed nuclear chromosome
Molecular function (GO): double-stranded DNA binding; ATP binding; DNA strand exchange activity
Source: RefSeq, a predicted model, not a curated record